CUUAAACCACAAAGACAACGCACUCACUCAUUUGUCUAGUCAAUUGCUUUGUGUUUGUAAGCUAUAAGCAAGUAUGGCAUGCUGCCAGCAAGAGAACGUUCAACAGCAGCUGAAUGUGACUGUUUGCUGUAAGGCUGAUAUUAAAUGGCAAGAAAAAAUUUGUAAGGCUCUGGGUAUCAAAGAUGCAAAGGCAACACUUGUUCCGUGCAAUCCCAAUGACUCAGCUCAGAUCUGGGUGAAACUUGAGGCAGACAUUGGCGUUGUUAAGGGCUUUCUCCUUCUGAACACAAAUCUCACUAUGGCCCUUUCGCAUGGCACCAAUGCGGGUGAGGUGGUAGUGUUGGUCGAUUAUAACGGUGUUCCUGACGACAGCUUGCUCUGGGUUGAAUGUGGGAACAACAAAGAGGGGUUUAUGGGUAUAGGUGUGGCAAAUAACACUAAUCUCAGAUUGGAUGUAGCGCAGAAUGAGGAGGGUAUUACACUUGUGCUGCAGACGUCGGACGAGGAAAAGGACAGCCAGUUCUGGCAGAUCUCGUCCUACCCCUAAAAUGAUUAUCAUGAUAUAUGCAGUAUACAGACAUAUAUUUUCUAUAACUAUAUUACCUUAAGGUUAUGGAUAUUGUUAGUCCGUAACUUUUUAAGUGUGGAUUUCAGGAGUACAUGCGGU
Cryptomeria japonica (Japanese cedar) is the source of this 667-nucleotide messenger RNA. Its product is annotated as ricin B-like lectin R40C1. Lineage: Eukaryota; Viridiplantae; Streptophyta; Pinopsida; Cupressales; Cupressaceae. The coding region runs from base 74 to 547 and encodes 157 amino acids. The record is from RefSeq and is a predicted model, not a curated record. The transcript is spliced from 3 exons.